AUUUAUUUUUUUAUCAUUUUUUUGUUUUAUUUUUUUUUUACCUUUUAAUUUUUAAAAAGAUAAUAUAAUUUGAUAAUAUUUUGUUUCUUUUUUUUAAAAGAUAUCGAAUAUGAAAUAACACAAUCCUAUUGGUUGGCAUAUGUGCAAUAUCUAAUUAAACUCGAAUAUGCAUAUGUUGUACAAAAUAUUUUCGAUAGAAGAGAAAAAUAAAAAAAAACCGUGAUAGUGAUAUAAAUCUUUUAUUUUUUUUCCUUAUUAAAUAUUUCGUUUGCGUAACACUGAUUGGAUGUUCAGUCCAUAUAUCCCAUUUUAUUUGUGUUGUCUCUAGUUGAUAAGAUCAGCGGAAAGAAAGGGUAAACUUUGAUCAGUAAACGAUAACCAUCACACAUAAAUAAGAUUAUCUACAUGAUUAGAAAUCAGAAUUUAAAUUAUUACAUAUGAGUUAUUAAUUUUAAUAUUGCACAUAGUUCCGGCUCGUACUUUGGUGUACUUAACUAUUGAGAGUCGUUGGAAUUGCAUCGAAAACAAUGCACUAUAUGCAUGUACAUACAACAUAUGCAUAUGCACACCAAGAUGCCUAAACAUCCAUAAAGUUAUGAACAUAAAUAAAGAGAGAAAAGAAGAAGUGGAUAUGUAUCUUAUGAAUCUAGAUAAGUGGCAGCUCUUCUAACAGUGGUAUAAUAUCCCUUUUCAAUACUCAUAUAUACAUGAUAUAUACAGCGAUUAAAUGUUAUAGCUAAUAAUCUAAACAAGCAAUAUACAUAGCAAACAUAUAUAUAGUACCAUGUUAAGAUGAUCAUAAAAGUUGUAUCUAGAUUCAAUAGCUGAGAAAUCAAGAUCUAUAACCUAUUCAAAUUGACAAAUACGAUGAAUAAGAUGUACAUUAGUAUUACAUAUUUGACAAAUAUAUUAAAAACUGAAUUAAAUUUGGCAUAAAACUUGAACUGGAGUUCAAUUUGCAUAUAUAAGACCUAAUCUGAUUUUCAUGCAUGCGACACUAAUACACUUUUUAUGAAUAGAAAAGUUCUUGAAAAAGAUAGAGAUAAACUUUAGAACCAAAACAAAUCUUGAAACGAAGGGUUUGAUCAUAUACGUUCCCAUUUGCUUGUUCACACACUACACCACCCAAUGAACCUAAUCAUCUUCCAAUCAUUUGAAUACAUUGUAGAGAAGGUUUUGAACAUUGGUGAAUAAAGACAAAAAAUAAACAAAACAAGUGUAUACUAAUAAUAUACCUAACCCCAUCUUCAAAGUUGAAAACACUUGAUAAAACUAUUAUAUAUCAUAAACAAAGGGUGUGAUCAUAUGUAACCAUCGCCUUAUAGUCAAAUUAUUAGCUAUUAAAAUAACAAUCGAUCGGGGUCCAUCUCUCAAUGUUAGGGAUAUAAAGUAUUAUUACUGUUAAAAUAACAAGUACUAUUAACUUGACAUAUGCUCGCACGUCCUCUUUCAUACACAACCCCUCUUCGUCUCCACCUUCUCUUAUCUCUCUCUACUUCUACUCCUCUUCUUCCUUCUGCAACUCAGAUCUUUUCAAAAGCGACCAAGAACAACGAAAUAUCUGAUUCUUGGUCGAUAUCAUUGACCGCCACUUCUUUCCUCUUUUAACUACUUGUAAAUAUAGAACUAUAUAGUAUAUAGAAAAUAUAAACAUGAAGCGAGGUCUAGAUAUGGCGAGAAGCUACAAUGAUCACGAAAGCAGUCAAGAAACAGGACCCGAAUCACCAAAUUCUCUAACCUUCAACGCUACCAUCUCUUCUCAGUCGCAUAAACGAAGUAGGAGAUCCAUAGAGAAGAGAGUAGUGAACAUACCGAUGAAAGAAAUAGAGGGUUCUCGGCACAAAGGCGACACAACUCCACCGUCAGAUUCGUGGUCUUGGCGUAAGUACGGCCAAAAGCCCAUUAAGGGAUCUCCUUACCCUAGAGGUUAUUACCGUUGUAGUAGCACAAAAGGUUGUCCAGCAAGGAAGCAAGUCGAGAGAAGCAGAGACGAUCCAACGAUGAUUCUCAUCACUUACACCUCUGAGCAUAACCAUCCUUGGCCUCUCGCUUCCUCUUCUAGAAAUGGAUCCAAACCUAAACCCGAGCCCAAACCCGAACCAGAAGUACUACCCGAGGUGGAGCAGGAGGAGGAGGAGGAGGAUAAUAAUAAUAAGUUUAUGGUUCUUGGGAGAGAGGUUCAAACGGUACCAUCUUGCGUCGUUGAUGAGUUUGCUUGGUUUAGUGAGAUGGAGACCACAUCUUCGACCAUUCUUGAGAGUCCGAUGUUUUCAGCAGAGAAAAAGACAGCUGUCUCGGCGACGCCAGAUGACGUGGCCGUGUUUUUCCCAAUGGGAGAGGAGGAUGAGUCUUUGUUUGCCGAUCUCGGCGAGUUACCGGAGUGUUCUGCGGUGUUUAGUCACCGGAGUAGGUUAGUAGGGUCACAAGUGGAGAUCUUUUGACACGUGUUGGUAUUUUAUUGCAUAUUAUCGUUGCUCACAUGGGAAGCGUUGUACGCACGGCGGUUUUUGUUGUUUAUUUAAGUUUCUCAACGGUAAACAAUAACUCAUCAUAAGACUGUCUCUAGUCUCUAUACACUUUGCAUCAAAAAAAAAAGUAUGAUUCGAUUUUGUAAUUUCCACUCUACUCUUUGAAUAUUGUAUUUUUCUCUAUUUAUAUGUUUUUACGUAAUUAGAUCAUGAGAUACCAUUUAACGAGAUCGAAAAUGCUAAUAAAUUUGAUAUCAUAGUAGAGAGAUUAAAACAAACAUAUUUUUCGGAACUUCAUCUUGAAAAUUAAGAAUUGUUGGUACAUGAUUACGUACGUGAUUUUAAUAAACUUUACGCGAAGAAUAAUAGCACAGCUGAACAAAAGAAUUGAUUAGUUGUGAUAUGAUUCACGUUACUUUGCCUGCCAAACUCUCUGUAAUUACUAGUAUUAAAUUAAAGUCUGUAUAAUAGAGCUUUUAUAUGUUCACAUUAACUGUAGUUCUGACUUUAGAUGUUUUUUUUUUUUUUUUUAGAAAAUUGCGGCAGUCCAACCUCCUCUACAUAAUUUUGUAGUAUGUGUAUUUAAGGGUAGUAGUCUACGUAGAGGAAGAUAAUGGUGUGCAUUUUAAAAUGCAGGAUUACGAAACUAUAAUAGAAUAUGUAUUGUUAUUUAUGUUUUCUUUAACAAAAAAAUAAUAGAAUAUAUUGUGAUGACUAUCUAUACACACACACAUAUAUACCGUGAAAUAAUAUGGGUUUUAGAUCAGAUUAAGGUGUUAAUACAUUCUAAUAUCCUUUCCAACGUCCUUGGCAAGUAACACAGAUAAACUUGUAUCAAAAGAACACAAACUUCCAUUCGAAGAAAAAUCAAUUAAAUGGAAAGAAAAUCGAAAACUCUUAGCCAAACCCCAGGAAAGCAAAAUGUAAGACCACCGAUGACUUUUAGAACAACGUUUUCUUGCUUUAGUCAUCAUCUUUUACACCGCUUUCUUUGUCGUCUUUUCCACCACCCCUGCCCGACCCCCACGAACCUUUAUUUUCAUCAAUGUUUCCCAUGAUCUUAUUUGUAGACUAUAUCACAAGAAAGUAUGAAUUUUGUAAAUAUUCUAUUAUUAUUUUAUAUAUAGGAUUGUUGGCGCUUAUAUCAUAUACUAAGAAAACAACAAUAUUGGAGAAGUUUCUCUUCUUGAUAUUAAAGUUCAAUGAUAUUAAAUGUAUACUAGAUCAGCGAUCUUAAUUUACAUAAGGUUAGAUUUAUUAUGAUCGUAAGCCAAGCCAUAAAGUUCAAACCGCAUGCAACAUUUUCACCUUUUCAACCGAUUGAUUUUGAGCUGGAAUUUUGCAUAAUAUAUACAUGCCAUCUAACCAGGCCAGUUCAAGAAAAAUGGCAUUUAUUUGGUCUGAAAUAAACAAGCAAAAAAAAAACACUAAAUAUUAUGUAUCUAUACUUUUAAAAGAGAAACAUUCAGAAAAAAUCUACUUAUAAAAAGUUUUUGGACCUUUUUUUUUUUUUUUUUUGAAACAUGGACCCUUUCAUUAGAUUAACAUUUUUUUGAUAUUCCCUUAUUUAUCUCUAACAAUAAGUAACUCAAUAUUCAAUAACAUUAUAUACCAUAUCAUUCACCUAUUUUUACUCCUUCUAUGAGUUAAUUAUAUAAUUUACAAUAUUUUUAAACUAGAAUAUGCUUGCGAAUUCACAUUAUCAUUAAAAUUAUUUAAGAUUUUGUCAUUCAUAAUUGGUAAGCCCCAUUCUCAUCUAUACAAAUCUUACGUGUAGAUGACAAAUCAAAUAGUUUUUUAAGUUUUGCGUAUAAUUAUAAAAUAUAUGAGAAUUAUAAUCAGUUUUUUUUAAAAAAUAUUAUCAAAAUUUUCUAAGUUUUUAUCGGGUCAACCUGUGUCGGUUUACGGGUUAAUGGCAUGAUUUCGGUUUUAUCAGAUUUUUAAUUAAUAGGUUUUCCUUAAAUAUGAAUUUUGUGGAAACAUAUCAGUUGGUAUAAUCAUGAUAGAAUAUUACAUGAAGAAUAUAAGUCAGUCCAUAUUAUAUGCGGCCACCAGUUUACUGGUCCAAUUGCAGGUCCGAAUCAAAUAUGAAAACAAUGCUUAUAUCUUAACUCAUCAAAGGAGUUAAAUCAUUUUCAAAAAUAAAAUGUUUUUUCGUACCAUUUCAAUGUUUCACGAUUGGUUUCACUUUUCUGGUUCUAGAAAUAUAAGAUUUGCUCGAUUAUUAAUGAAAAUCAGUUUAAUGUAGGUUUCGUUUUUCUUCUUCAUUUUGCUACAGCUUAGUUCGCGGUUUGGGAUAAAUGUAAACAAACCUAUACACUAUAUAUAUUAUGUAGAAAUUCAUUUAAAUAUUAUUUAAUUCUGAAAACAAACCCGCGCUUUUAAGCGCGGGUCAAAAUCUAGUACAUGUUUAAAAUCUGCCAUUAUAAAUUAAUAUAUAUAUAUACACGUAACUUUUUAAUACUAGUCCAUUGGUUUUGGAUCAAAACUCUACUAGUUAUUACGAUUAUUUUCUUCUCGAGAUAAUGGCUUUUAUCGGCCAGAAAUUUCAAAACUUUAGGACAUCUAUAUUUAGUCGAGCGAGUUUAAUAUAACUUUUAUAUCCGGUUGAAAGGGUUAAAUAGAGAAGUUAUUUCGGUUAGAGGUUUAGGGUUUUAGGAUAUGGGCUCUGCUACCAUGUUAAAUUUAGGUUUGUUAUAGACUUUUAACUUAAAACUAACUAGAGCUUGAUCCGCACGUCCGUUCGGGUUUGGUUUUAUCUUUUUAUAAAUUGUUUAGUGACAUUUUCAUACAUAGAGGUUAUUUAGAUAUUUUUAGGUUCAUACAAACUUAUCCCGACCCAAAUGAAUCCAAAUCGAAUCAUGUCCAAAAAUUUAUAAUACUUAAACAUAGUUUAAUUUUAAAAUCCAAAACCCGAUACCCGUAAAAAAUGAUCUGUAUCCGAACGUAUACUUAAAUGUCAAUGUCUAACUGAUUAUGUAAACAAAUAAAAACAAUUUUGUUAACCGGUUUGAAUUCUUGUCACUAAUGGAGCAAUUUUAUUAAACACGUGAAAUUAUUAUGGUUAAUAAGUACAAUACAUAACAUCAAAUUUUUAUGGUAAAUACAAUUAAUAAUUUAGUUUGGAAGACUGAAAAAAUGUAAAAGAUGUGAUAAAAUACUUACAUGAAAAUAAUAAAUGAACUGGUUAGAAUUAGUAAAAAAAUGAAAAUGUGUAAAAAUCCACUUAAAAAGAGAAAUAUUAUUUUGUACUUCAUUUUUAAUAGAAUUGAUUAAUUAAACUUGUAUGAUAUAUAAUAUAGAGAAGUGUCAAUGAAUAUAAAUAAUUUCAUUGAUUAACAUUUCAUUGCUUUGUUUGUGCGUGUUUAAUUAGCUACGAGUGGGGAAGAAAAUAAGUCGGAGAAUGUAACAGAUUCAUGGUUUAAUCUUUUAGCUAUGCGUGAAGAUAAAAAUGAUUUGGAUAAUAUAGAAGAUUAAUGGUUUGAUAAAUUUUCAUGCGUGGACAUUGGCAAGCCGAUACAAAUAUUGCAUUAAUUGUAUUUAAUUUUUAGAGAUUUUUUUAAUUGCCGAGUAAGUUGGAUUAAUUUAAGAAAUCUUUAUUAUUAAAAGAGGAAAAGAUAGAAUACUUAAAUAUAUGUUCAUUAAUUAUCUCAAUGACAUUCUAAUGUAAACAAAUUGAAAAAUUAAGAGGUAUUUUAUUUUUGUACUCAUGUUUUAAUAGAUUAGAUUGGGAAUUAGUGGAUUGAUCUUAGCUAUUUAUAUAUUAUUUAAUGUACAUUAAAAUUCUCGAUUCGAAAUACUUAUCCCUAAUAAUAAUGUUUUGCUGCAACGGAGAACGUCUAUCUGAUUUACAGGUUGUACGAAGAAUAUGAAUUCCAAGUUUGGGCUAUGGAUCCCGCUAUAUUUUGGGUAUUUUACUUUAUGAAAAUUGAUUCAAUAUAAAUCAGUGCAGUGAGGGGGUAUUGAGACUCUUUUUUAUUUCUUCGGGUCUUGUGUGUUGGGCCUAAACUACGUUAAUUGAAUUGAAUUUUUUUUUUGUGUAUUUAAAUUCUUUCAUUUGUUUCACUAUAACCGCCGUCCAUAAAUGUCAUCAUCGUUAUUAAACAAGUAUAGAUCUUUCGGCCCAACCAGAGAUUGAAUUUUGUUUACUCUUCUAUGAAAGUGCACAUGUACGUACGAUUAGUACUAUCCAUUAUCCAACGAAACAUCUCCUCUCAUGCCCCUAUAUCUCAUUCUUUAAUUUUUCUAGGACACAUUUUUUAUUUUAACUUUAUAUGUCAAAUGAAAAAUCAUAAAAUUAAACUGGAAACGUGAAUAUUUUUUAUUUCAUUUAUAGAAUUUGAUAAAAAUAUUUCAAAAAUCAAAAAACUUUUUUCUCAUAUUUUUGCGAAAAUCAUCAAAAUAAAAUUAAAAAUAUUUUUAAAAUAUUUUUUUUCCGAAUUUGAAAAUAUAGAACUUAAAUAUUUGCCUAAGGGGUUCACUAAUUCAUAAGGAAAUUUGGGUUUAGUUUUAAAAAGUGAAGGGAUUUGAUUUGGAAGUUUGGGUUUUGAUCAAAAAAAGAAUUAUGAAAAAAAAACAUAAGAGAUCAAAUGAGCCCAUAAGAGAUUAUCUCUAUAGAAAUAGGGGCAUGGGCAUGAGAGGAGUUGGCUCGAAAAUUUGACAAUACCUUUACAAAAAACUAGUGUUUUGAUUUUAUUUUUUCCAUUUCUUUCAUCGACCAACACCCGUACGUGUUUUUUGGAGAAAUUACUCGUGCGUGUUUAACCAGAAGAGAAACAAAAUGCUUGGAAAUGAAAGUUUAUUGUGACAAAAGGCACAAACUAUUACUUUAUGUCAGAAGUCAGAGAUACCUUAGCCACCGACAUCAAUCACCAAUUCAGGUCCCAUUUUGCUCACCUAAAAAGUCAGCAAAUGCAACAGUGAGAGACCGUUUUGUGUUCUUGGUCGUUGAGAAAAAUUAUGCCCCUAACUCUUAUACUUUCUCCAUUCCAAAAUAGAUGAUGUUUUAAAAAGUUUUUGAUGUUUCAAAAUAAAAAUUUUUUUAUAUUAAUCUUACUUUUUAUUGAAAACUAUAUGACCAAUAUAUUUUAUACUUGUUUUUAAAAAUUGAUUGAAUUAAUUUUAGUUUAUAUUUUUAGUAUUACUUUUUAGAAAAAAGUGUAUAUUUUAAUUUUUGUGCAAACAUCCAAAACAUCAAGUAAUAAAAAUAUUACACUAUCCAAAACAUCAAGUAAUAAAAAUAUUACACAUAGGUUGAGACCGAACUCGGCUACCUUAUUUUCAUUAUUUGACAUUGUUUUCAUUUUCGAAGACAAAGGCUAUAAAUUAUUCAUGAUAUUUCUUUAAAAUGGCGCAAUAUUUUAUAGUUUAUAAGCUAUAUGAUAUUAGACUAGACCAUAUAAAUUACAAUAUCUGCGAAGCAACUAUUGUCGGCAGCCCAUAACUUGUUUGCUUAAUUCACCUUUUUAUAUGUAUACCGUGUAACAGUGUGUGAUAGGUUGUGCACAGCGAGAUCAAACACGUCAUCUCUCGUAUUUUAAAAGCUCCCAAGUCAAAUAUACAUCACGAAAAAGAUAAAUAUUCGUUAUAUCAAUUAGUAUGACUUUGUAAAACGAUGAGACUUUUACUCAGUUCCAAGCUUUAACAUUAAAUUUAAUAUAUGAAAAGGAAAUCAUUAAAACGAGAAUAUUAUUUCGUCUAAUAAAUCAAUAAAGACAAAUCUUACCCAAAAAGGUUUGGGAUGUGGGGUUUAUGCUUUAGAAAUGAUACUCCCAUUAUAGACAGUAUAAAGAUAAUUAAGAUUGGCAUCACCUAUACAGAUUUCUUGUCGCUGAGAUUUUGUGAAGAGGACUGAAAGAAAGUGAUAAGCGGUGAUUUAGUAGUUAAAUAAUUUAUCUUGAAUUCGACUCUUCCAUAUAUAUGGGGGAAUAAUUUGGAUAUUAACGUAAGUUUCGCGUGUUUAAGCAAAGAUAUAUAAGCGUUUAUUUUGUCAAUGGUAUCACUUCUGACAUUUUAAACGUCAUUUCACUAGAUAUACACAUACAUCAAAAUGAUUUUAUGCACACUAUAAAUUUUUUUUUUUGUAAAAUGUUAAAAUAUUAUACCAAUUUUCAAAUUUGAGACAGAAGUUACAAAGACUACUAGUAGCGGAAUACUGAAUUAAACUAAACAACAACUAAACGGGAAGGAAACAGCCUAAAACCAAAGGCGAACAAAGCGGAGAAGGCAGCUAAGCAGCGAGACGGGCUUGGACCAAAGAGCCGAACCUAGUCGAGGCAGAGAACCGGGCACCGCGAGCUACCGGAGAGACAGGCGCCCUCAAACCUUGAAACAACGGCUCCUACAGCUUCCGAAAAGACUACCCAAACCUGAAACGCCCAGAGAAUCCAAACACGAAGCACACCCAAAACAUCCGACAGAUAAUACCUCCGACGGCACGAGAGAAGCACACUAUAAUUUUCGUGUGAUAGUUUUGCUUUUUUCAUCAUUCGACUUCUAACAAUUCUUCUUUUUUGGUAAACCGUAUACAUCGGGUUUAAUUGGUAACAACGGUGAUUUUUUUCUUUUUGUUAUAGAAAUGUUACUGUAUUUGUUUUUUUUUUGCUCUAGAUUUUUAAUUUUUAAAAGUCUUUAAAUUUGGACUCUAGAUAUUUGUCUUUGCAGUGCAGAACAAUUAUAAAGACAUAAGUUUAAAGAAGUAUUGUGGAUUUAAAAAAAGGCUGUGAAUUAAAAAAAUACAAAUAAAAAUUGGUGUAGAUUUAAGGAUGUGGAUAUAUUUGUGGCUGGGGUGAUCAUCUACAGCAAUAGCCAAUCACAUCCUCAUCUCUUGUGUGGUACUAGUUUUUAACACAUUGGAUGUGACUGAUAAUUUAUAGAGUAAAAAAGAGAAAUAUUUAAAGUAAAAAUGAGAGAAAAAUAUUCUUUGUCAGCAAAAAAAAUGAAAUGAAAAUAUUCUUU
Molecule: messenger RNA, 9425 nt
Organism: Brassica rapa (field mustard)
Lineage: Eukaryota; Viridiplantae; Streptophyta; Magnoliopsida; Brassicales; Brassicaceae
Product: probable WRKY transcription factor 65
Biological process (GO): regulation of DNA-templated transcription
Cellular component (GO): nucleus
Molecular function (GO): DNA-binding transcription factor activity; transcription cis-regulatory region binding
Source: RefSeq, a predicted model, not a curated record